GGGGCAGCGCCCGGGCGGCUAGCCGAGCGCGGCAAGGCGGCGGGUGUGAGCAGGAGCCGGCUGCCUCCGUCCCCCUCGCUUCGGUUCGGCUGUCUGCUACGCUGCCUUCGCCCUCGCCGCGCGCCGCCUCCUGAGGGACUCCAGGGAACCUCUGGCGACCCCGACGGGGCCGAGGAGUCGGGACUAGGGGAGCCGGCGCUGAAGGAGAAGCCUGGUCGGAGCCGCGGAGCCGAAAGCUCCGGGGCGUGGAGGUGGGGGGCCGAGGCCCCUGAGGGGGCCCCGCAGCGAUGGGCAACCUGGAGAGUGCCGAGGGGGGCCCGGGAGAGCCGCCCUCUGUCCCUUUGCUGCUGCCGCCCGGCAAGAUGCCGAUGCCUGAGCCCUGUGAGCUGGAGGAAAGGUUCGCCCUGGUGCUGAGCUCCAUGAACCUGCCUCCAGACAAGGCCCGGCUUCUGCGGCAGUAUGACAAUGAGAAGAAGUGGGAUUUGAUCUGUGACCAGGAACGAUUCCAGGUGAAGAAUCCUCCCCACACUUACAUUCAGAAACUCCAGAGCUUCUUGGACCCCAGUGUAACUCGGAAGAAGUUCAGGAGGAGGGUGCAGGAGUCAACCAAAGUACUAAGGGAGCUGGAGAUCUCUCUUCGCACCAACCACAUUGGGUGGGUGCGGGAGUUUCUGAAUGAUGAAAACAAAGGCCUGGAUGUGCUGGUGGAUUACCUGUCCUUUGCCCAGUGUUCUGUCAUGUUUGACUUUGAGGGUCUGGAGAGUGGUGACGAUGGUGCAUUUGACAAACUCCGGUCCUGGAGCAGGUCCAUCGAGGACCUGCAGCCACCCAGCGCCCUGUCGGCCCCCUUCACCAACAGCCUCGCUCGCUCUGCGCGCCAGUCUGUGCUCCGGUAUAGCACUCUCCCUGGGCGCAGGGCCCUGAAGAACUCCCGCCUAGUGAGCCAGAAGGAUGAUGUCCACGUCUGUAUCCUUUGUCUCAGAGCCAUCAUGAACUAUCAGUACGGAUUCAACCUGGUCAUGUCCCACCCCCAUGCUGUCAAUGAGAUUGCACUUAGCCUCAAUAACAAGAAUCCAAGGACCAAAGCCCUUGUCUUAGAGCUUCUGGCAGCUGUGUGUUUGGUGCGAGGAGGUCACGAAAUCAUCCUUGCUGCCUUUGACAAUUUCAAAGAGGUAUGCAAGGAGCUGCACCGCUUUGAGAAGCUGAUGGAAUAUUUCCGGAAUGAGGACAGCAACAUUGACUUCAUGGUGGCCUGCAUGCAGUUCAUCAACAUCGUGGUGCACUCGGUGGAGGACAUGAACUUCCGGGUCCACCUGCAGUAUGAGUUUACCAAGCUGGGGCUAGAGGAGUUCCUGCAGAAGUCAAGGCACACAGAGAGCGAGAAGCUACAGGUGCAGAUUCAGGCAUAUCUGGACAACGUGUUUGACGUCGGGGGUUUGUUGGAGGAUGCUGAGACCAAGAAUGUAGCCCUGGAGAAGGUGGAAGAGUUGGAGGAGCAUGUGUCCCAUCUCACAGAGAAGCUUCUGGACCUAGAGAAUGAAAACAUGAUGCGGGUGGCAGAGCUAGAGAAGCAGCUGCUGCAGCGGGAGAAGGAGCUAGAGAGCAUCAAGGAGACAUACGAGAACACAAGCCACCAGGUACACACCCUGCGAAGGCUCAUUAAAGAGAAGGAGGAGGCCUUCCAGCGUCGAUGCCAUUUGGAGCCAAGUGUCCGGGGCCUGGAGUCUGUGGGCAGUGAGGCCCUGGCCAGAGUAGGCCCUGCAGAGCUGAGUGAGGGCAUGCCAUCCUCUGACCUGGAUCUUCUGGCUCCAGCCGCACCCCCUGAGGAGGUCCUGCCUCUUCCUCCACCACCAGCUCCGCCCUUGCCCCCUCCACCUCCCCCAUUACCAGACAAGUGUCCCCCAGCCCCACCUCUCCCUGGUGCUGCACCCUCUGUGGUGUUGACAGUGGGCCUGUCAGCCAUUCGAAUUAAGAAACCUAUCAAGACCAAGUUCCGGCUGCCUGUCUUCAACUGGACAGCACUGAAACCCAACCAGAUCAGUGGCACUGUCUUCAGCGAACUUGAUGAUGAGAAGAUCUUGGAGGACCUGGAUCUGGAUAAGUUUGAAGAAUUAUUCAAGACGAAAGCGCAGGGCCCUGCCCUUGACCUCAUCUGCUCCAAGAACAAGACAGCACAAAAAGCUGCCAGCAAGGUGACUCUGUUGGAAGCCAAUCGUGCCAAGAACCUGGCCAUCACCCUACGCAAGGCUGGCCGCUCGGCUGAGGAGAUCUGCAGGGCCAUUCACACGUUUGACUUGCAGACACUACCUGUGGACUUCGUGGAGUGCCUGAUGCGCUUCCUGCCCACAGAGGCUGAGGUAAAGCUGCUGCGGCAAUAUGAGCGUGAGCGGCAGCCCCUGGAGGAGUUGGCGGCUGAGGACCGCUUCAUGCUGCUCUUCAGCAAGGUGGAACGGCUGACCCAGCGAAUGGCUGGCAUGGCCUUCCUGGGGAACUUCCAGGAUAACCUGCAGAUGCUCACACCGCAACUCAAUGCCAUCAUUGCGGCGUCCGCUUCCGUCAAGUCUUCACAGAAGCUGAAGCAGAUGUUGGAGAUCAUACUUGCACUGGGGAACUACAUGAACAGCAGCAAGCGGGGAGCUGUGUAUGGCUUCAAGCUCCAGAGCCUGGAUCUGCUGUUGGAUACCAAGUCCACUGACCGGAAGAUGACACUGCUUCAUUUCAUCGCCUUGACAGUGAAGGAGAAAUACCCAGACCUGGCUAACUUCUGGCAUGAGCUGCACUUUGUCGAGAAGGCUGCAGCAGUGUCCCUGGAGAACGUGCUGCUGGAUGUGAAGGAGCUGGGCCGGGGCAUGGAGCUGAUUCGGCGUGAGUGCAGCAUCCAUGACAACAGCGUCCUCCGGAACUUCCUCAGUACCAAUGAAGGCAAACUAGACAAGCUCCAGCGGGACGCCAAGACGGCUGAGGAGGCCUACAAUGCAGUUGUGCGCUACUUUGGUGAGAGUCCCAAGACUACACCUCCUUCUGUAUUCUUCCCAGUGUUUGUCCGAUUCAUUCGUUCUUACAAGGAAGCAGAACAAGAGAAUGAAGCCCGCAAGAAGCAGGAGGAGGUAAUGCGGGAGAAGCAGCUGGCUCAGGAAGCCAAGAAACUGGAUGCCAAGACCCCAUCCCAGCGGAACAAGUGGCAACAGCAGGAGUUAAUAGCAGAGUUGAGGCGGCGCCAGGCCAAGGAACACCGGCCUGUUUAUGAGGGGAAGGAUGGUACCAUCGAGGACAUCAUCACAGUGCUGAAGAGUGUCCCUUUCACGGCCCGUACUGCCAAGCGGGGCUCACGCUUCUUCUGUGAUGCAGCCCACCAUGAUGAGUCAAACUGUUAGCCCCCAAGGCUGGGGCCCGACAGGCCUCCACUGCCAGCCUAUGGUUGUUCGCCACCAAGCCAGGAGUGCUGCGCCACCCAGUGGUCCCCCUCGGGCUCCAGGCCCCCACUGAGACCCUCUUGGAGGCAGAAGCACUUCAGCCCUCAGAGUCCUACAAGUCCAACCAGUGGACCUGGAAUUGGCCAAGGGCCCAGGAGAGGGCUGUGUUGCUCUCAACCAUGUCCGCCCCAGCUCUUAAGGCUGGAUCUUUCUACUUGUGCCACUAUGGGCACUAGGUCUGUAGGUCCCUGGUGUCUCCAGUACUGCACUUUGCCCCCAAGGUCUUUGACUUCGUUUCCUGAAGGGUCGCCAAGGGUCAGCUCAAGGCUGGGAAAAACCAUUUCCAGCUUUAGCCUAAACAGGGCAUGUAGAUCUCUCUCCCACUAGAGCCCAGAGGGAUGAGAGGAGAGAGCAAUUGUCCUUUCUUUUUUUUUCCCUUCCUUUUUGCAGGCCCAUGGUCAGCUCUGGUCUAGAUGUAUCUAGGCUUAGGGAGCCCUGGGACCCUGCCAGUCUCAGUUCAUCUCUUACCAGGAGCAAGGCCCUCUGAAGCAUGGGCCGUGCCAGCUGUGCCCUAGUGAUAAGGGUAAGAGGAAAUAUGUCAGACUCACUGCCCUUAUUUCUCUGCCCAUUUCAUUCUAGGCUCACACUGUCCUUGUCAGGUGGGCAGAAAAGCAGAGGUUUUCUCUGCACCAACCCCUCUCUGCAGAUGGCUGGAGAAAGGGUGGGCCAACUCUUCACCGUCUUUCCUCAGCUACGUUUUUUUGUUUGUUUUUUGGCAGGGGACAAGGAGCAUGGUGGUCUUGGCUGACUAUUUGCUCACCUUCCUGUUUCUCCUCUGCCCCUGGAAGGGAAUGUGGGGGCCCACUUUUUUGUACAUAUACCACCUCCUUUUCCUCUUGUACAUAAACCUCAGACUCUCCCUCUCUCAACAAAGGCUUGAUGCACCA
Messenger RNA from Rhinopithecus roxellana (golden snub-nosed monkey), 4360 nucleotides. It is a transcript of the gene FMNL3, whose product is annotated as formin like 3. Gene Ontology annotation, cellular component: cytosol. The record is from RefSeq and is a predicted model, not a curated record. NCBI's taxonomy places the organism in Eukaryota, Metazoa, Chordata, Mammalia, Primates, Cercopithecidae. The transcript is spliced from 27 exons. Gene Ontology annotation, biological process: regulation of cell shape; cell migration; cortical actin cytoskeleton organization. Gene Ontology annotation, molecular function: actin filament binding; small GTPase binding. The coding region runs from base 288 to 3374 and encodes 1028 amino acids.